AUGCCGGUAAACACCCGUCGCAGCUCGAAAAUUCCCAUACUUCCUUCAGUGAGGCAGCAGAAAGUGGCGAAGGCCGAGGCAGAGCGACGAAAGAAAAUGGCGGAAGAGCUACAAGCACUUCAACGACGGUGCGAAUUCACUAAGGCGAAGAUCGCACGCAUCAAAACAAACCUCAUCAAAGCAGAUGAUGAACAGAUUCCUGUCGACGAAUAUGUGCUGGAUACAUUUCUACGUACGAUUGAUGCUGCGUACCUCGACAUGAACGAUUGCCAAGCAAAGUUGUUUGCUGCUACGCCACACCAGCAGGAGGAAGAAGAACAGGAGUAUUUUGAGUUCGAACAAUUGUACACGGAAGUGCGAGCGGAAGUAUGCAGGCAGUUGGAUAGACACAAAAAACAGGAGCUACAGGUGCAUUCCGGUCUACAGCUGGUAUCCAACGGGAAACCAGAGCAUUGGUUCAAAUUUAAGUCGAUGUUUCUAGAUAUCAUGAAGAAGUGUUCGUCCGAGGAUGCUGCUACAAGGUUAUACCACUUGGAUAAGUGUCUAAUCGGGGAAGCGGCCGGUGCGAUUAACCAGCAGUUUAUCAACGCAAACAAUUUUGACGGUGCAUGGAACUUUCUCCAGCAACGAUACGAAGAUAAACGGAAAAUCGUAGACCUUCAUGCAUCUCGGUUGCUUCAGCUCAAACCGAUGACUCAAGAAAGUGGUAAGCAGUUGAGAGAACUAAUCGAAGAAUGCGUAAGGCAUGUCGAUUCGCUCAGAUACUACGGGUACGAUGUACUAGGCCUCUCAGAUAUUCUGUUGGUAAAUGUGAUUGCCUCUCGACUCGAUUUCGAAACAAAAAAGAUGUGGGAAGCUACAAACAAGCACGUUCUCGAACGGGUAGAGGCCAGUCAGCAGAAGGUUAAACAAAAACCUAGCGCGCCAGUGCACGCGCAGAAGUUACAGACUAAAUCUACGACGCUUACGGUGACAAGCGAAACAAAAUGCGUGUUCUGCGAGAAGGCGCACUUCAAUCAUCAGUGUGAAGAGCUUCUCAAACUUUCUGCUACCGACAGAAACGCCAAAGCCAAACAAGCUGGCGUAUGUUACCAUUGUCUGAUAAAAGGGCACAUGACAGCAAAAUGUUCAUCAAAGCACUCUUGUCGUGACUGCAACAAACAACAUCACACGGUUCUACACAUUGACAUCCCGAAACCGAGUGAUGAUACACGCAAAACUACUGAUGUUCAGUCUACCGAAACCGGAAAAGCUUCGACAAAUACGAGCAACGUAGUAACCCUUAACUGCGCCACAACUGCAAAACCAGCUUCUUCGGAUCAAGAAGCAACAAACAUGAAUUCUAGAACGAUCGCGUUUAAUGGCUCUAAGCCAACAACCAGCAACAACAACAAUGAAGCGAAAUCAGAAGAGAACGGACACACAAUAGCGACCCAUACGAUUAAAGCACAAACCAGAACAACCGAUCGUGAACAGCAUGCGAGUAGCACAGAUGAGAAUAUGGACGAGUACGACAACGAGAAAGAAGAGGAAAAAAAAAGUACUAACGAACAAGAAGCAGUGCUGCUAUCAACAGCGAUCGUGAACAUACUCGAUGUACAUGGACAGAGCAAGCUGUGCCGUGUUUUACUUGAUUCCGGAUCGCAGCUGCACCUGAUUACUGAGGCAAUGGCUAGUCUCCUUGGUAUUAGUCGAAAUCGAUGCUCCACCAGUGUCGUCGGUAUCAACGGCAAGGAAACGCCUGUCAAACACAUGUUAGCUGUUCAGUUUGGCUCACGUAUCAACGGAUAUAUACAACAAAUCGAAUGUCUCGUCGUUCCUCGGAUUGCUAACAUUCUUCCAGCAAGCAAGCUCAACGUAUCCGACUGGAUUAUUCCGGAUGGAGUUUUGUUAGCAGAUCCAAACUUUUACAAGCCCCAGCGCACAGAGGAUUACUCCUCUGUGCAGCGCAUCGAUCUCCUAAUUGGUGCACAACUGUUUUUCCACAUACUGAGGACUGGGCAAAUACAGCUCGGCGAUAAAUUACCGGUCCUUCAAGAGACGACACUUGGAUGGGUAGUUUCGGGUGCUGUUACCGGACAUUCACCAUACCGUCAAUACAAAGGCUGCCACACAACGCUUUCCGAUCCUGAUCAUCAACUCGAACAGUUAAUCCAACGCUUCUGGGAGUUGGAAGAAGUUCCACUAUCAACGAAGCUGUCGAGUGAAGAGGAGUUAUGUGAACAACAUUACCAACAAACAACAACCCGGGACAUCUCCGGCCGAUAUGUGGUCAGAUUACCCUUCCGUAACACCACUGACAAGCUUGGCGACUCACGCCAGCAGGCGCUCCAAAGGUUUGGACACCUUGAAAGACGCUUGGCAACCAAUUCGGAGCUGAAAGAACAAUAUGAUUUCUUUAUGGAGGAAUACAUACGGCUCAACCACUGUAAGGAAACGCCUGAGUCAGAGGUGAGUAGCAGCCCAAACUUCUAUUUACCUCACCACGCUAUUCUGAAACCUACUUCUUCUUCUACCAAACUACGAACGGUUUUCGACGCAUCGGCGAAAUCGUCUUCUGGCGUGUCGCUAAACGAUCUGCUUAUGAUCGGACCGGCUGUGCAAGAUUCGUUGCUGAACAUCGUGAUGCGGUUCCGUAUCCACCGAUACGUCUUCUCAAGCGACAUAUCCAAAAUGUAUCGCCAAAUCAGGAUUCAUGACGACGACAAGAAAUUCCAGAGGAUCAUUUGGCGAAAGCAUCCUACGAAUUCACUUCAAACAUAUGAUCUGACAACUGUGACAUAUGGUACAGCGUCAGCACCGUUUGCAGCCACACGCACUCUGAAUCUAUUAGCUGCUGACAAGGGAUCUAAAUUUCCACUGGCUGCUGCGAUUGUGGUCAAAGAUUUUUACGUGGAUGAUGUUUUGUCCGGAGGCGAUUCAGUGAACGAAAUUCAAACUGCUGCUGAGCAAUUGGCACAGCUAUUAGACAGCGGCGGCUUCCAGCUACACAAGUGGUGCUCUAAUUCAGCUGAGUUUUUGGAAUCAAUUCCCGACGAGCUACGAGAGAAGCAAUCAAUUUUGGAAAUAAGUGGAGCAAAUGACGUUAUCAAAAGGGGGUGGGCGUGGCGUAGUUGGUAA
Topomyia yanbarensis is the source of this 3120-nucleotide messenger RNA. RefSeq lists its product as uncharacterized. Bases 1 to 3120 code for a protein of 1039 amino acids. Lineage: Eukaryota; Metazoa; Arthropoda; Insecta; Diptera; Culicidae. The transcript is spliced from 5 exons. The record is from RefSeq and is a predicted model, not a curated record.